AUGGAACAAGGUGGCUACGAAAUUCUGAAAUCAGUUAUUUUGUGUAUGCUACUAUCGUUGACCUAUAUAGGCAGUUUAUUAAUAUGGAACAGUCCUUACAACAGAGACCAUCCUUCAACGAUUAAGAAAAGGUUUUUAAGCGUAUUUAUGAUGUUAUUUAUAUCACCGUGUUUUUUGUAUGUAGGAUUAACUAAUGAAACUCUGGAAAAGCAAUCUUUUCUCGAGUUACUUGGACUGAGGAUUCAGGGAUUAUGCCAAGCAACUUUUUUGCCUCUAUUUCUUACGAUAAUACUAUUUUUGGGACCUAUAACUAUGGAAUUAUACAGCGGUUUAUCUAAAUUAUAUACAGAAGAAAUGGACUGGUUCUCCAACCUCACAAAUUUAAUUUGGUUGCGCAAUCAUAUAGUCGCCCCAAUCUCGGAGGAAUUCACUUACAGGAGUUGUAUGCUGCCAAUGUUGUUACAAUGUUUUAGUCCAUGUACAUCAAUACUGAGUAGUCCUUUGUUUUUUGGGGUAGCUCACUUUCAUCACAUGUGGGACAGGAUCCACCACAUGCAGAUGAGUUUUGAUGAUGCUUUGAAGAUAUCCUGUUUCCAAUUCACUUAUACGACGUUGUUUGGAAUGUAUUCUGCUUAUUUAUUCUACAGGACAGGCCAUUUUAUUUCGAUCGUGAUAGUACAUGGUUUUUGUAACCACAUGGGCUUUCCAGCAAUAGGCGACAUAGCAACUUAUAAAGGAUGGAAAAAGAAAAUUGUUAUCAGUUCUUUUUUGAUUGGUUUUAUUUCGUGGUGUUUCUUGAUAGAACCUCUGACUGAACCAAGCUGGUACCAUCAUCAUCUUUUAUAA
Psylliodes chrysocephalus is the source of this 846-nucleotide messenger RNA. The record is from the annotation of a GenBank genome assembly. NCBI's taxonomy places the organism in Eukaryota, Metazoa, Arthropoda, Insecta, Coleoptera, Chrysomelidae.